Messenger RNA from Aethalodelphis obliquidens (Pacific white-sided dolphin), 4141 nucleotides. It is a transcript of the gene MCMDC2, whose product is annotated as minichromosome maintenance domain containing 2. The transcript has 15 exons. The coding region runs from base 967 to 3012 and encodes 681 amino acids. Gene Ontology annotation, cellular component: nucleus. Gene Ontology annotation, biological process: double-strand break repair via break-induced replication. The record is from RefSeq and is a predicted model, not a curated record. Lineage: Eukaryota; Metazoa; Chordata; Mammalia; Artiodactyla; Delphinidae. Gene Ontology annotation, molecular function: single-stranded DNA helicase activity; ATP binding; DNA binding.
CCGACAGGCGGAUUCUUAACCUAAAGUGGUAAGUUUUAUGUAUAUUAAAGAAAAAAUUUUUUUAAUUUUAAAAAGAAAAAAAAACAAAACAUACCCAAUAGCAGUCACUCUCCACCCCUUAAGCCCCAGGCAACCACUAAUUUAUUUUCUCUCUCUCAGAUUUGUCUAUUUGGGACAUUGCACAUAAGCGGAAUCAUACAAUAUUUGGCCUUUCCUAUCUAGCUAAAUCUUUUGCUUUACAUAGUAUUUCCAAGGGUCAUCCAUGUGGUAGCACAUUAUUAGGACCUCAUUCCUUUUUAUGGCCAAAUAACAUUACGUUGUAUGGAUAUACCACAUUUUAUUUACCUAAUUAUCAGUUGUUUCCACUUUUUGGCUAUUAUAAUACUAUAAACAUCAAUACUCUAAAAAUUCACAUAUAAGUACUUGUGUCAACAUAUGUUCUAUAUUCCCUCUCAUAUUAUCUAUGUAUAAUAUGUAAUAUGUGACAUGCAAUUGUUGGGUCAUAUAAAGAACUCUGUGGUUCUUUAUCAGGGAAAGUUUUCCAAAUUGUCUCCACCGUUUGGCAUUCCCACCAGGAGAGUUUUUAGUAAGUUUUUUUUAAACAAACAGGGACACCCUUGGCCUGCGAUAACAACGAAAACCGAGGGUCUCUAUCUUUCUCUCUAUCCUUUGCCCUGCAGGGAGGAAGCACGAGCGACUCUAUUAAUAAAGAGGGUGGAGGGCAUGUCAGGGUAGUUGCCUUGGUGACCGGAAGGGGCGGUCCCGGAAGGCUCCACGCAGACAACGGCUGGGGGGUGCGCGCAUGCGCGCGUGGGCCUGCUGGUUCCCGGGCUCGGGCUCGAGGUGGCGCGCGACGGGCGAAGCUCGGUGUUCCUGUCUUUUCUAUGAAUUUCACUCUCUGUAGUCUUCACCAGCAGCUGUGGUUUAAUCAUUCAGUAAAAGAGAAGAAUCAUUAACUAGGAGAAAAUGUCAAAUCUAAAAAUGAAAGAGGCAGCCCUUAUCUAUCUUGACAGAAGUGGAGGCCUCCAAAAGUUCAUAGACAGUUGCAAAUCCUACAGUGAUUCAAAACAAAGUUAUGCUGUCUAUCGAUUCAGUAUUUUAAUAAAUCCCUCUGAUAUUAUUGAGUUGGAUGCUGAACUUGGAAAUCAUAUUUUACACCAGCCUUUAAAAGCUGCUCAAGUUUUUCAAUCAGUCUGUUUUAUUGCUGUUAAGACUCUCUCAUUAAUUGAACAAUUACAGACUGAAACUCAAAUUAAUAUACUGCUGAAGUUAACACAUUUACCUCCUCUGCCAAGUUAUAGUCUUGAUCUUUGUGAGUUUCCGCUUGAUUAUACAUCUCAAAGAUUUUAUAUGAUGCAAGGAAUUGUGAUUGCAAUGACAACUGUAACCAAGUAUACACAAGGUGCAAGAUUUCUUUGUUCAGAUGAAGCAUGCCCUCUUUCAAAAGGAUUUCAGUAUAUAAGAGUGCAUGUACCUGGUGCUACAGAGUCUGCAACAAUAAGAAAUGACUUUUUAUGUAAUCUAUGUUCAUCUUCACUUCAAGAAGACAGAAAAUUUAGAGUACUUGGUGAUAAACAGAUAGUUGAAAUAAUUACCACAAAGGCACUUCGUGCUUUUCAAGGAUAUUCUAACAACCAGCCAUUUAGGUUUCAAUCUCUCACAGUCUUCCUCAGAGAUGAAUUAGUGAAUGAAAUGAAUAUAGGAAAUGAGUAUAAGAUUAUUGGAAUUCCAACCUGUGUAAAAACAUCACAAACUGCUCUCUGUAUAGAGGCAAAUAGUAUCACUUUUUUCAAUCCAAAAGUUCCUUCAGGAAUUAGCGACAAUUUCAGGUGUCUCCUCUCUUUGACUUCCAGCUCGUACUGGAAGUUUACAGCAAUACUUGCCAAUGUCUUUGCAUCACAAAUUGUUCCUCCUGGGACUUACAAUUUGCUCAAGCUCUGUUUGUUGAUGAGUCUAGUACAGACAAGUGACCGUAACAAGGAACUGGAAGAUUGCCUGGAUCUUUUAAUUAUAACAAGUGAUAUUCUACUCGUAGACAGGCUUUUGAAUUUUAGUAUAAACCUUGUGCCCCGUGGUAUACGUCAUCCAGUCUCUACUGAAAUUUUUCCUACUCUAUCCAAGAAUAAGUAUGGAACUGGAGCAGUUAGCAUUCAAGGUGGCAGUGCUUUGCUAGCUAAAGGUGGUAUCUGCUUUAUAGGAGACUUGGCUUCACACAAAAAAGAUAAACUUGAACAGCUUCAAUCAGCUGUGGAAAGUAGAAGCAUCACAGUAUACAUCUCGGGAAAGAAGUUUGGGGAUGAUAUGGAUCAGCAAAUGACUUUUCCAGUUCAGUGCAGUUUUUGGUCUUUUGUUGAUAUGGAUUCAUCUUCAAGAAGAAAUGUACAGAAAACCAAUACUCUAAUUGGUCAGAUGGAUUGCAGUUUGAUUCCAGCUAAUCUCAUAGAGGCAUUUGGAUUAUUGAUUAACUGCAAUGAGUCAUCUCCUUGCCACCCACUUCUUCCUACUGUGCAACAUACUUUAAAGAAAGCCAUUGAUCCUGAAGGGCUGCUUUAUGUAGCUUCUAAACAGUUCACAACUGAAGAUUUUGAAAAGCUGCUUGCUUUUGCAAAGAAUUUGAAUGUCGAAUUCAGCUUGGAGGCAGAAAGAAUGAUUCAUGGCUAUUACCUAGCAAGUCGCAGAAUCAGAACAGAUUCUAUAUGUGGAUCAAAGCUGUCAGCAUCUGCAUUAAAAUAUUUAGUUUCCCUAUCUGAAGCCCAUGCUCGACUGAACCUAAGGAAUAAAGUGCUUAAAGAAGAUGUACUUAUUGCAGCCUUAUUAUUUGAAACAUCUCUAACAUUGAAAUAUGGGGCUGCUGUACUUUGUGUUGCUCCAAAUGCAGUAUUUCCAUUUGAACUGUAUAAUGAAGAAUAUUUAGAGCAAAGGGAUAUCUAUCUGACUGAGUGCCAACAACAGCUCCAACAGUUUAUUGCCACAUAUGGACCUGGGACAGCUAUCUUUGCUAGCGAUGAAUAGGCAAUCUGAGGAAAUUUUUCCUUCAUUCCUUUUUAAGCAGUGGAAAAAAGUGUGAGUGAUUUUCAAGUAAUGCUUCAGGUAAUCUUGUGUGUAUGGGUACAUUAGAAUGCCACCUUAAAAAAUAUAAAAUAUGAUUUCUUCAAAUUAAUUGCUAAUGGAAUAAACACUAAUACAAAUCUCAAAGCCAACAGCAGAAAUUUAUAAUUUAGGAUAAUCUUAUUAAAAAAACUUCUGGUUAGCCCAGUGUACCAGUGGUCCACAGAUUAAAAUAUAAAGAAUGUUGCAAACUAAGCAAUGGAAAAAAAAUAGUAACUUUUGUGUAGUUCCCUCUAUUUGUCACAAGAUGGCAAUAACACUUUAAAUAUUUACUUACAAAGUAAAACCAUUUUUUUCUUCAUUUGUGAACCUGAAAAAUUGAUGAGUAAAUAACAGCAUUUAUAUAACCAGAAGCCUUCAAUGUAAGGACUUUUCAUGCUAGAUACUGACAUGUCUAUUAUGUUGUUUUAGAAGCCCUAAUUAUGGGAUCAGGAAAAGCCCUGGAAAUUUUCCAUUUUUAAACCAGGUUAAAUGAAAAGAAGUUCCAUUGAAUCAAGGAGCAGUAAUUGGCUCCUUAAACCUAACUAGUUACAAGAAAGGUACCAAAAGCCAAAGAAACCAAUUUGCAAACCGUCUUCAUUUUUGGAGGGAAGAUAUUUGCUCUGAAAAGGUAGGAACACCGUGCAAAAAUAUACUUAUCUUGUAAAAUCCCCAAAUCCUUGUUUUUAUUUUCCAAAGUUUUAAUUAAAAAGACAGUUCUACUCACUAAUAGGAAAAUGUCAUCACAAAAUUGCCACCUUAUUAACCAAGACACUGUCAUGCAUCAAUUCUUUAGAAAUAGGUACUUCAUGGAGUUUAACUGUGAAGGCAGACAGCUCUCUCACUCUCUAGAGGACUUUUUAACAAGUCACUUACUACUUUCUUUCCUUGCAGUUCAUUCAACAGUAUUUACUGAAUAUCCACUAGUGCCAGAGACUAUACAGUGUUGUUUUCAGAAGGCAAACCUAGUCUAAAAAAAAAAAUCAUAUAUUACAAAUUAAAGACCUUAUUUUGUGGCUUCUUAUAUACUAUAUUUCAGUUUUUUGUUCUCUAU